AUGACAGACACUAAUCGCAGCAAACAGAGCUAUCUGCACAAACACAACGGACAACGGAAGAUCGAUCCGCAAUCAGUGCAAUCCCCGCCGGGACAGCUCUCGACAGGCUCGAACACUACCGAACAUGGCCGUGCAGCCAGCCAUACCGGGGGUUCGCUGAAACGUAACAAUAGUCAUCAUCAGCGGUUGAAAAAAUCAAACACAAGCACCCUCGAACGAACCUCUAAUGGUGGCCCCGUGGAGUACGGAGCGGAUCGAACUGGUGGCAGCUUCAGUCAUCAUCAUCAGCAACAACAGACCGGAACGACCGCUACGAGAUCCGGCGCCGGUUCCAGUCUAGCCAAGAGCUGGUCGAAAACAUCCAGCAGCAGCACCUCGCAGUCCACAUCGCAUGGUCCGGCGGAGCAAACAUCACACCCACUGGACACAGCGGCCAGCAGUGGUCGACCUCCGGGGACAAAUUUAACACCCACCGUCAAAACGGAAGCAUCGCUCAGUGACGAUUUUAAACGCUUCCACACACUACGCAACAGCUACGGCGGCAAAUCCAAUUUAAAUGUAAAUAACACCGACCAAACGAUAAAAUCGCAGGUCCUGCUUCACCAGCAAAAGCUGCGAGAGUACUCGCGACAACUUCCAGCACAGCAACAACAGCCGCACCAUGACAACGAUAGCUACUCAACCUGCUCCUCGUCUCAGUCGGACUACCAGCAUCCCCAGCAACCGCAGCAUCAUCAGCAGCAGCAGCAGCAGCACCAUCGCCACAAGCAUCACACACACUAUCGUGUGCAUCACCAUCAACACCAUCAGCAGCAGCAACAGCAGCAGCAUCCCAAUGUCCAGCUGGCUCAGACCAUCUACCCCAUCUCUGCCACGGUCGCCGCAACUGCCACAUUGACACGCGCUGGCGGUGGAGGUUCGAUAUUGAAAAAUGCCAACAGCAGCACCAACCAUCAGGACCCGGUCGGCAGCCGGAACAGCCUCAAACGAGGUCCGGGUGGAUUAAGCACGCUGUCACUCUGUAGCUGCGACGCGGAAACGGAGAUAAUACCGAAUCCAUUAAGGCCAUUAUAUCAGUACAGCCUGGACAGGAGAAAUCCUCGCCAACACACCUACACGUGCGAGCAGAACGCACAGAUUCUGCUGCGACUGGAAAAGGACCGUCAGAAGAAGUUCGGCUCCAUGGGAAAGUUGCAUCUCACCACAUCAACCGGCGACUUGAGUGUAGCACCCGCAGCGAUGCAACGACACUCGAGCAUUACGGGUGCAUCCGUACCGACCUCUUCCGUUUCGACUCCCACUCCAACGCCUCCUCCACCGGCUGCUCCCACUGGGCCGGCCGGAAAAGUCAGCGGAAAUGCGUGUAAGGUGGCCGCCAACGUGCUCACAUUUGACUGCCAGCAUGGAUCGUACUCUCGGGGUGAUAAUUAUACGGAGGACGACUCGUACAGUGAAGACAUGAUACCACCUCCACCUCCGCCACUACUCAACCGACGCCCUUCCUACGGAUACGGCUGUGUGGUGCAGCAACCUGUUGCAUCCGGACCGGAACCGACACACGCAGACCAGCAGCCAAUGUAUGACCCGACCGCCCAGCCCGCCAUACCACCCGCCAACGCCGACGUGUACGGCCGUGAAGUGGACGGACUGAUUGGAACUAUGAAUCAGCCGGAUCUCUUCAACUUUGCCUCCAACACAAACGGCUCGUUGAGUGGGACACUAAAGUCAACAUUGAAAUCCGCCAAAUCGUCGACAAACGGUAAAACAACUUCCGGCUCAUUGCCCAUGCCCGCCGAUGGCAAGUCGAAGCUGAACGACCCACUUCCCGUUAUGAUGGUGGACCUGAUGAACGGUAACGGAACGGUCGCACCACCGCUUCCGAAUGGAACUGACCCGACCGGCACGAAGCCAUAUCCGCCUUACUAUUUCGAUGAUAAUUAUCUGCAUCACCACUACUACUACCGGAACGGGGAGACCGGUGCGGAUGUGCCACUGAAGGACGCUGGGCUGGAUGCAGCGGGGCAGAUGUAUCUCUACCAUCAUCACCAUCACCAUCCGGACGCGAUCCCCGCUGGCUACAUUACCAACUACGAUGCGCUGAAUCUUCCCGCGAAGUACAACACAAUCGGAGCGAAUGGAGAUUUACCACUGGCGGGACACUUUUCCGGGCUGGCGGGAGGCGGUGUCGGUCACCAUGCAAGUUCCUGCAACAUCAAUCAGUACUCGGGCUCGACCAAAAGCAACCUCAUCGCAUCGCACAACCAUCACUUCUCCAACUCGAUCAGCAACUUCAACUUUAAUCCCUCGCAGUACUUUGGGUCGGCGCUGGACCCUCCGCCCGGGACGACCAUCAUUCCUGGCGGCGUGAUGGGAGGGGUGAUGGGUGGUGGUGAUGGCUUUCCUUCGUCCUGCAGCCUUAACGGAACGCCCAACAAACAGCAGCCGCAUCCGUGGAAACAUCGUCAGUGUCCGAGUCGAGGUUCGAGCAGUACCGGUUCCGGAUCAUCAAAGUGGGAUCUUCCUUCGAGACAGUGGCUUGCGGUGACCUCCAUACUUCUGAUUGCCGGAGCAGCCGGAGUGGCCGUCCCACUCGCGCUCAAGGUUUCGUCCGGUGCGCCCCUCGAGGAGCGGAUGCAGGUCGCUACCCAGCUGCUCGACACAGUGCCUUUAAUCGAUGGUCACAACGAUCUACCGUGGAACAUACGGAAAUUCCUUCACAAUCAGCUAAACGAUUUUCGAUUCGACGAUGAUCUCAAGACGAUACUGCCCUGGUCGAAGAGUGCCUGGAGUCAUACGGAUUUGCAACGGCUUAAGCGUGGUCGAAUUUCUUCUCAGUUUUGGGCAGCGUACGUGCCCUGCGAAGCACAACACAAGGAUGCAGUUCAAAUCACGCUAGAACAGAUUGAUGUAAUUAAAAGACUGACAGAACGCUACUCUCCUCAUCUCACAUCCUGUGCAUCCACGUUCGAUAUCAUACAGGCGCACAAAAACCGUCAAAUGUGUUCAUUAAUCGGUGUGGAGGGUGGCCACUCGCUCGGCGGUUCGCUCGGUGUGCUGCGCAUCUACUACGCCCUCGGCGUACGGUACAUGACGCUCACCUCCACCUGCCACACCCCGUGGGCCGACUCGAGCAAUGCGGAUGCACCGAAGUAUGACAUCCGACACGGUGGACUAACGGCUUACGGCAAGACGAUCGUUCGCGAAAUGAACCGCCUCGGCAUGAUAGUGGACCUAUCGAAGUCGUCCGUCGGUACGAUGAAGGAUGUACUGGCGACCUCGCAGGCACCGGUCAUCUUUUCCCACUCGUCCGCUCACGCACUGUGCAACUCGAGCCGGAACGUGCAGGACGAGGUGCUCGAGCUGGUGACGAAAAAUCGCGGCCUGGUGAUGGUAAACUUUUACAACAAGUUCCUGCGGUGCAGCGAUAACGCCUCGGUGCAGGAUGCAGUGGCACACAUAAAUCACAUCAGACGAAUCGCUGGCGUAGACCACGUUGGAUUAGGUGCCGGCUAUGAUGGAAUUAAUUUCACACCCCACGAUCUGGAGGACGUUUCGAGCUAUCCGCGCCUGUUUGCCGAGCUGCUGGGCGAUGGCUGGACGCUGGAGGAGCUGGAAAAGCUGGCCGGCCGGAACUUGCUGCGGGUGUUCGAGGAGGUGGAAAAGGUGCGCGAGAAUCAGCGCCUGUCCGGCGUGCGGCCGUACGAGGAAAUUCCCCCAGUGGUGCGACCGGAGGAGCACGCGAACUGCUCCACCAACAGUUAAUGGGAUGUCAGACCCACGGCGACCCACGGAACUUCCGGUGAAUGAACGCGUCACGGGUGAUAUUUGAGCAGUUGCUCGUUUUUUUUAUUGCAGUGGUGCCAAUACUGGUGGACUGGUUAGGAAAAUUGCGAGCAAAAUCUUAUUGAAAUGCCUUUUUGCAAGGAGAAACGUGUAGAAAACAGGUUCCCAAAGGUAAGCUGCUCCUUCAAGCCAUCGCAGGUAGAUGGAGGUUAAAAUGGUAGGAACUGGUUAAAACGAGUAGCGAGAAAGAAUGCACCUUCAAGGUGUGGUGGGAGUGAAAAAAUGGAACAUUUAAUAAGCGUCUUCGUUCAAGGAAGACUGGAAUGGAAAAUCGGGGCAUGCUUUUGUUUUUGAGGUGGAAAAAUUAUGUAUACAUUAUUAUUCAUUCUGCUGCAUAUUAGAGCUAAGAUAACGUGUAGGAGAUUCCCUCUAGAGCACAGUUGCAUUCCGGUAGAGCACGGAAAGCAAAAGGAGAGAGAAAAAGGAAGAGAAACACGCUAUAGACCAUUUAUUAGACCGUCGCCAUCUCUUCCCUCGACUCCCUCGGCAUGUGUACUGCUACUACUACCGUAGAUUAGUGUGUACUGGAUUUCCCACACGCCUUCCCUCUCACUCCUUCCCCCUUACUCCCCUCUCCUUCCCACCGGUAGCGAUUAAUAAGUAGCGGUGCAAAUGAGAAAUGGCUUAAAAUUGUGCAAAAGCGUGCAGGAAUUAUUAUGCACCGCGAAUGACAGCCCUCCUCCGGCAGGCACCGGCAGUAAUGAAGCGACCGAACGGCAUACACACACACUGAAAAAAAAAAUCCCUUCCCAGAAGACUCAUUGCAUUUUCCCUGCGGUGUCCGCGGUGUGGGAAGGCGUGCAUCGUGCGGUGUCCGGUGGAAUUUCGGUGGAAAAGCUAAUUAAAACACCAACCCAAGGUGAUUAAGCAUGGCAUGGAUAUACAUAAAUGCAUCGCGCGCAGUUUUAACAGGGGGUAAGAGGGUCAAAAGAGGGGGGCAGUUUUUCGAUCUAUGGUUGUGGUGUCAUGGUUUGUGAAUAUGUAAUCAUCGAGGGCACUGCAAUUCAAUGGAUACGGUGUUUAAAGCCUCCCAAAGGGUGGGCAUAAUAAUAACGGGCGAGUUUGAAUGUGAUUGCGAUGCACAAUUGCGCCAUGUUCAAUAAUUUCCGGCAGUUUGGGCAUUUGCAGCUUUAAUGAGCUUUAAGCUUGCAACUGAAAGAGAUUAUUAUUAAAUAAACCCAUCGCAACAAUAGAAAAAAGAGGAAACCAUGGAAUGGAAUGUCGGCUUGCUUCACCAAAGUAGGUAAUAAAACAACCAACCAACACGUGUUCCUAUCCCAUUGGAUGCACCUGCUGCUACUGCAAGUGGUUGGCAUUAGUGACCCAUCUUUCCUCUAAAAAAUGCACUAAAACACACACACACACACACACACACACACACACACACCCGUAUACACUUCUCUCCAUCAACUGCUUUAUGAGCGGGUUGCUGUGUUGCUACGCUCAGGAUAAAAGUCUCCUGCCACCGGAUGAAAGCUCCGAAGGAUGGUGAACGCCUUUUUGUGUGAGCUUCCCGUUUUGAUCCGAUGCUACGACGCACACACACAAAAAAAAAAAUAGGAAACAGCAGAACAGAACAGACACAGCCACUUGAGCUACAACAUGUAAAAACACACACCCACCGACGGGCAACUAACGAAGACGGAAAAUGGGUUUAAUUAAAAUACAAACGACUUGGUACGGCUGCAGGGUGUGUUGUACGGCACUUGGUCCGCUGCGUGUACACACGCUUGUCCCCUUGGCUUGGGCAUUGCGCUGGACAGUGGCCACAAGUGGGGCUUCAAAGCGACGGGGAUUAUACUAGCACGGGUGUAACAAAUUUCUACUCCUGCACGGCAGGACAAACGUUGAUUUCCCAGGGCUCCUGGACGCUUAAAAUCCCCGUCUCGUCACACGAGAGAGGGAGAGUGUCCAAGAGAAGAUGAAAGGACAAUCAUUUCCUUGGGGCCAAAUAAAGGGACACCGGUGGCGUGAGUGGAGUGAUAAAAAUAUCGCCCGUAAGACAGUGCGCCAGCGGCCCGAGCGCAUCAUUUGCCAGCAGACGUUCAACGUUGGGGUUUGUGUGUGUAGUUUGCCCUUUCGAUCAACGAUGAGUGCGUCCCAACAUGAGGACCGGAUGAGAAUUACAUUAUGCUUCACUUUGCAUACACUUACAUCCUAUCCUCACCCCUUUCUUUUUUUGUUACUCAAAAAUGUGAACAGAACCCGGCCAAUCCCGUUCAUCCUUUGCUGCGUACCCGUACGUCAGGAUGAUCUCUUGUCCAGCUUGGUCAGAAAAAGAAACACUGGGAAGCACAAAAGCAACAUUGGAUUAAGUUAUGAUUAGUAAUUGCAUAAUUAAUGAGAUUAAUUUGAAUUAAAAGUGUUCUAAGAGCGGACCUUGGACAUAGCUCUGGAAGCGGACAGAAUACAUUUCAGCCAAAAAAAAGAUGGGGGAAGAGCAACGAAAUCCUCCCGGAUGAUUCUUUCUUUGACAUUUUUGGUCCGAUCAAAAGUUUCAUCCGAGAGUGUUGCGGCUUUUUCUUUUUUUUUGUGUCAGUUGUUUUAGCCCGUAAUUUAAACUUUGAAGAAUUAUCAGCUCACGGGUGGGGCGGGGGGUUUUUGAUGAGCCAAAAGGGGUCGUCAAACUUUGGAACAUUUUUUUGUGUGUGUGUCCGUUUGCCACUCGUGACCUAAUCAUCGGGGCUGACGAUUGGUUUAGAAUCAUUAAUUAAAUAGUAGCUUUUUCUUUUGUUUAUAAUCUUUCCCUCAAUUCCACACUGAAAUGCUAGCACCAAAUUGAGUCAAUUUUUCAUCAUUACCAAUUAUCGAUUCUAAGCGCCACUGCCCAAAAGGAAAAGGAAAAACCAAUCAAGCUCACGAUUCACGGUCGCAACGCUUCAAUUACUUACAAAAUUUCAUUACACUCCAAUUUAAUUGACCUCACGUUUGUCUUCCGCCUUUGCUGGCAGCACAUUUGCCCAACACCACACCACACCAUUUACUCAGCGCUCAGGAGUGCUUUCUUUUUCCCAUUCUGCCUCUUCGUCGGGUGGGAAUUAAUCCACGAUACGUGCGCCAUGUCGCUCUGCAGAGGACACUCGGCUUCAAUCGUUUCCAGAGUCGGUCCUCCCUUUUGUCCAACAUUGCAGGGGCCAAACACACCGAAACACGAACCAAUAAAUUAGCUUAAUUGAAAGUAAUCGUCCAAAGCUUUCGUCCGUAUACAAUGAAAACUUGUCGAAUAUUGUGUGUGUGUGUCUGUUGUUGUGCUCGAGUAGAUUUUACAGCUACAGCAGACAUCGCCCGAAAGCACAUUGCUGUGUACUGUGUGGCCUGGGAAAGUGUAACGCUUUGCUGAUUAUUGUAAACUCUACUGGCCAGGAUCAAACCCGUUCUGUGCUCCUUUAGUGACCCCGUUCCUUAUGCUGUGGUAGUUUACGGUAUGCAUUUUCCCCCCUCCCAAGCGCACGCAACAACAUUGUGCCCGAUGCUCUUCGACGGUUAUGACACGAAAUAGUUUGUCUGCAGCUGCAUACCGCACCUUUUGUGCUGUUUCGUGCGAAACGGUUCAUCAUUAUUAUGGAAGGGUGGUGGUUGAUGGAAAACUAUUCCGGGCAAACAGGCACCACACGCCCAACAACCGGAAGCUUGGCCAUGUGGCUGUCUAUUUUCUAACAAUAUAUAAAGAGGAUGCACAAGUUUCCACCGAUGCUGUAGUGUAGCGUGUGUGGCGUGUGUUUUUUAUGGCUUUAUUUUGGCUGCCAGUAGUUUGGUCGCCUGUAUUGUGUCUCGAAAAUGGAUUAAACUCGUUCAUUCGUGCGACUGGGAUGGAGAGGGAACGGAUGCACCGACAACGGGUGAAUAAUUAAAAAAGUUUUCACCUUGUCACACGUGUGCUGCGUGGAGCUUUUUGUGUGCCGGGGGGGGGGGGGGAGGAGGGGGAGGAGGCAUCAUAGCGUUAAACACAGGUACGAUUUUCUCCGCUAGAAACAACUAUUUGAGUGCAGCAACUCCCAUGAACACACCGCACUUGAAUACAAAUCGGGCCAACCUUUUUGGGAGCCUUUUUUUUGCGAAAUUUGUGAAUUUGUACAGCUGUUUAAAAAAGGGGUGCAAAUUUCAUUGUGCUAUUCUCUCCCCCUAUCAAACACUAUCGAUCGUGUUUGGCCUGUUGAGAUAAUGCCUGCAACUCUAUGCCGCAAAUGAAGUACAAACCGCACCCGUGUCGAGUGCUUUUUGGCUGAGUCAAACCUCUCGCUUGAAUUGCAUGCGGGCUUUUUCGUCGGGGGUUGGCAGUCAAAUAAUAAACCCAUCGAGUUAAAAAGCCGUUCCGUACGCACACACAGACACACACACAUCACUCAUCCUUCGCAGGAUGAUUUCGCAUUAAAACAAUUGACCUACUUAAACAAACAAAUCCGCCGAUGAUGGCUACACGUGGAUAAAUAAAAUCCCGGCCAAAGCCAAACCGAAGCCGAAACCUCUCCACAAUAAAAAGGCUCCUCCUUCACACGUGUUUGCUCCCAUCCAUCCACCAUCAACAUGGGCACAGAGUGUGUGUGUGUGUGUAUGUGUGUGUGUGCAUCAACAUAGCUUGAAGCUAACAAAAGAAGUUCCCCAAAUGAAGCACAUCGAAUCCAUCGCCAACCCACCAACUUGAACCCCCAUUAUCAAUCGUGCCUUUCGGUGCGAUAUAAAUGGCCACCAGUGUGGGGAGGGGGGAAAGACUGGCACGAAAUAUCCACUUCACUUCGCGUGUGCAUUGUCGCGCGAAAAAGCGAAACAGAGAAUGGCACAACAUAAUCGUAACAAUUGAGUUAAUAUUUAUGAUUUUCACGGUUAGUUUAACCAGUCGAAUGGAAUUCUCGGUAAAAAAAACCCAAUGGUGGUGUGUUCCGUGGGACAGUGCAAAGACACCUGAAGCACGUGCGCCCCGGGGUCUAGUGGUUGACCUGUCCCAUAAGGACGGCGGGGACAUUCAUUGAAGCACACUCUGGUAUAAAAAUAAACCGAUGGAAAGCUUAAAAGACACGCUUUUCCUCGCAGCUUCAGAAACGAGUUGUCGUCACCGCUUUGGCCAUCGCCCUUGGGAAGCAACAGGUGGUGGUGGUGGUGGUGUGCCGCAUGGGAGGAAUCUGCUCCAAAAUCUGAACAGUCGUUCGGAUCGUAUUCCAUGGCCCUUUCCCUCCCCUUCCCGUUCUGUUCUGUUUUCUACGACUGGCAUUCUUGACCGUUUGCCAUUCCACGGUGGCUAAACUGUGUGGCGCACAGGCAAGGGUGCUUUUAUUUGCUCUCGCUAUUUGAUGGCGCCGCAUCCACCACUCCAUGUAAGCUGCUAUCCGAUUACACGAGACGAAACGCGGGUGAAAAUGAGCAUCAUAAACGGAUUGAACCCGGUGCUGCUAGGCGAAAGCGCACCACGAUCCGGGCAGGUGUAGAAGCUUCUUUUCGAAAAAAAAACUCUCCAAUGAAUGUCUCGUGUCUUACGUUCGAUUGAAAAUUCCAGUCGCAAUCGAUUUCGCCCUUUACAUUGAGAUGGAAAAAAGCGACAGCAUAGAAAAAUGUCGCUUUUAUAGUCCUUUAUUCAAUAGAGCCCCACAAAAAGACUAUAUUGUUUGCUUGUGGGUUAGUGAAAGGCGCUGCUAAUAGAAGGAGAAGCAAUUUUCCACAGCCCAGUGUCACUUAAAACUGCGAUAUGGUGGUUCAUAAUUCAAUCAGAAGAGGACACAUUCGCAAGCUCGGUUAGUCAGACUGGCUGGCUGGGCGUCUCCACCGGGAAGCUCGUACGGGUGUAAUGAGUCUAAUUGAACGGAAGUGUACAUUACACGGGCGAUCGUUUCGACCUACACACUUGAAAGCUUUAAUUAUAGUUGUUAAUGUGAAAAAUGGAGAUUUAAUUGAAAGAAAAAACCCUACAAUGGGAAAUUGAAAUCUCCCUUUUACAUUUUACAUUAAUAAAAAAAAACUCUCGUUACAAGCAAUUUGAUAGAGCGGGUUCCCGGAUUGGUUCCGGACUCCUAUUAAUGGCUCAUUUGGCGCACCAAAAUUGGCCCAUAAUUUAUUGGAUGUAAUUCCAAAUUGACAUUGCGUGGUGGAGGCGCCUUGGUGGUUGACCGCAUGGAAUCACACGACAUGGAAGGUUAAAGUUGAGAAGGGACAAAAUAAAAUAAAAACCCAUUAAUACCACACCCCAGCACCAGGCAGAUACAUAACACAACAUCAGAAAAGCAUUGUAGCGCGGGCAAAUGGCUCCAACGAUGGUUGGCUGAUGGUUGGCGGUUGGCGCUACAACAACCAGUCCCGAUGUUGCCCGACGGGACCCCGUUGGCGAUUCGUACGUCAUAAAAAGCAAUCGUCAUCGUUCCAGUUCGAUUAUUCGCCGAUUUCGAUGGAUGUGUGUGUGUAUGUGGAAAACGAAUUGAAAGAAAAGCUGCAAAGGGUCGUUCUCCGGAGUCUUUCUCUCCCUUUUUUCUGUGCCCAGAGCGACACGAAGGACGAAAUAAUGAAAUCACACAUUCAAUUAUAACCUUCUACGGUUAUUGAACCGCGUUAAUUCGCGAUCCCUUCUCACUCCCCCCCCCCCCCGCCGGAUGUUUGUUAUCCGGUGAACACACACACACACACGCAGAGUACGGUUGUGUGAACUUUCGAACGGAGUUUAAUUUCAUUGUUGCGCCCGGAAGCCGUGACGCGGGAAAUAAAACUGCACAUUGCACACAUCGACGCUGUUCGUUCGUCUGGUUUUGCGUCCGUGUGGCUUUUCCAAGCCGGUAGGGCAGUACCGAAACCAUAUGCAAACACCGGAACAUCGCGAACGGCGCCCCCCCGGGGGGGGAAUUUAUUAUCAAUUUGUUUGCCCAAUAUUCUUGCCCGGGAGAAACCCCAGUUGUUGAAGCGUUCCUGGGGUGGAAAUUCGUAGUGGAGGUUCACCAAAAUAAUGGCCAAAACAGAGGUGUGCACCAGAUGGUGUGUGUGUGGUGAAACUGGCUUCCAUUCUCGUAUGAAACCGUGGAACUGCUUCACGAGCGCUCAUUACCAUUCAACACGAUGCAUUUGCUUUCUGGGAAGGCGAACAAAGCUGUGGGGCCGUAGGGCAGGGCAACACCACACGCAAUAAAACUCUCCAAUCAUCACUCAGUGUGUGCAGGGAAUUGCAAUUUUCACACAAAGUGAAGUACGGGGAAGGGCUGUUGGAUGAGUUUUACGCGCUGCAAUGGGCUUUGCUGGAGAGCUUUUGCAGGAAAACGCGGUACGGUAGCUGAAAUGCACUUCAUUAAUGCAUGGAAAUACAAAAAAAAGUGUGUGUGUGUUUGUUGUAAUAUUUUCCACUAUCAAAGCAGAAAAUUGUUGAGUUUGUUUGGAAAAGCAUUAUUCUACGCAUCUCGUUAUUUGUGUUGAGGUUUUUUAUUUUUGAUACGUUUUUAUAGUGCAACAGUAUUGCCAUUUUGCAGCACUUAUAUAUCUGAACAGCGAUUAUAUAUCUCAUUAUCGUUGACUCGCUAGCUGAUUGCCGGGGGGGGGGGGGGGAACCCAACCACAACCGUUUGAAAUGAAUAUUUCCACACCAAUACAACACAUCAAACCUAAUCUGUACUGCCAAUAAGCACAUUAGUUGCAAUUACUGUCCUUAAUUAACUAUUUCCCAAGCCACAAACACUGAUUGAGCCAGGGUUGCACCGUCAUGCGCCCGCUGCAGCGCAAAUAAUGCAUCAAAAUUAGCCCGUUUGAUGCAUUUCCGUUGCACUUUUCGGGGUGUGUGCAUCCAUCAUACCAUCGGAGGGGAAAAAAGGCCCAAAAAUUGAAUUCGGCUGCGAAAAUGGUAACCGGAUGGGAGUCUGCUUUUUCCUCCCACACUGUGCAUGAGGGGGAGGAAGCCAAUGGUGUACUGGGAAGGGAAAGGAGGAACGUUGGCACAACAAUGCUCUCGUAACCAUAGGACCAAUUAAAUGUUAUUUACGAAGAAACGAGUGAACAAACAAGUGAAGAAAUUGCCCAUAAUUUAAACAUAUACAAAAAGGCACAAUAACCAAAAGCUGCGGGGAGAUACGCAGAGAAAAAAUGAAAGAGACGUUGGUGAAAAUCAACCCGAUAAUAGUGUGAAAUGUGCCGGCUGACGAUGUGCAUUCUGACGUGUGUUCGGUGUUUAAUUAGAGGAACAACUGGCGGCGGCGGCGCGCGAGUCCCGUGUACCGUUUUUACUUGUUCAAUUUGUGGGAGGAAGCGGGAAAAUUAAAGGCAAAAAAUGGCACUGCACUGCAUGAUGGAAGGGUGUAUUGGAAGGUUGAAAAAGAAAGAGUAAAAAACGAGCCGAGAUAGGCAGCACUAUCGCUGUAUAAAUGUAUCGCCCGAGGUGAGAAAAGUAGCAACAAAAAAGGGAAGUGUGCUCAUGAAAAUUAAACAAAAAGUAUAUGCGUAUGCUGCAAAAAUGCAUACAACGAAACCAGAAAGCAUGAAGGCAAAAAAAUGAAGCGAGAAAAGUUUGGCAAAAAUAAUAAUAAUAAUAAUAAUAAGCUUGCAUUUGCGGGAGAAGGGAAGAGAAGGGAAGGCAGUCUGGAACACGUGUACAUUAUAAACAUAUCAGCAACAGUGAACCCACUUGUUAUGGAGCAAAUGAAGCAAAAAUCGGCAACAAAAAAGCGGAGUGUGGUGGAAAAAGCAGCAUUUUUAGCCACCUUAUGUGGGAAAAUGGAAAUGGGGGGAAAACGAGAAAAAGUAAACAGCACAUAACGAGCACAAACAAUUCGAUUCGAUAUCCGGGAACUGGUGUUUGUGUGUGAUUGUGUUUGUAUGUAUGACGAAAAAAAAAUGGAACAAAUGAAUGAAAUUACAGUGGAAAUAUUUUUCACGCGAGUAAGAAAACAUGUGCUAAAAACGAUAGAAAAAGAGAGAGAAAGCGCGAAAAGAACGCAAAGCAAACAAUGCAGUUGACGGACGAAGGCAGCAUCACCAUAGUCGGCUGCAUUUUAGUGGCUACUUUGUGGAAUGAAAAGUACGGGGAAUGCUAUGGCAACAGACAAAAAUGGGAAAAUGCUCCGACGGGUGUGAGGGGGAAAAACAAGCGAGCGCGUUGCAUCGUCCUGUAUGAAUGUAUUUUCAAGAAUUUUGUGUUUGUUCCCAUUUUCCAAUGCAUUAUUUUCAUCCAUUGCAUUCGUACGCUUUAAUGGGGUAAUUUUAGUCUUUUUCUGUCUCUCCUUUAGACGGCAACAUUAACCAGCAUAACGUGUACGCGAUGGCGUCCAUUUGCAUCCGUUUGGGGGCAUUAAUGGAAUCGAAUUAAACACGCAGCGGGUGCACUUUGAAUGCUUCGCCCCGUGUAAAAUGCCACCGCCACCCUCAUUCGGAGGCAGUGUUGUUUGCUGUUGUGUGGUUCGUUCUUUAACGGCUUUUUUUUAAACCUAUUUAUUCACGUGGCUUCCGAUGUGGCCAAAAGGGGAAGUGGGAAGGUGUGAAGAAAGCUCAACCCGCGGAUAACCGGAUUGUGUUCGUGGAUGCUUAUCCAUCCGGAUUAUGCCCACCCCUGGCAUGGCAGGUGUCAGGGCGGGGUGAUAAAUUAUACACCCCACGUGUUUCCUGCGCAUUUCUCUGUUGCGCAUUUUUCGCAUCCCACGCGCAAAACGCAUAAAAUGCAUUUUUGUGGCAAGCUUCCGCCGGUUGUUCAGUGAUAGUGGCCGCUCUUUUUUAUUAUUUUUACCAUUGGACAACGCACAUUUAGUAGCUUAAUCGACCGCGGCAAUGAUGAUAUGCGUGGCGUGCUUGUUCCUAUUGUUGCUAACGCUGCUGAUGCUCUCCCUCGCUUUUAUUAGUUAAACCACCCCCCGGGGCGAGGGACUGGCGAGGAAGGUAGCGGGGAAAAUAAAAAUGUACGAACAAAAGUGUAGCGUAGCGUAGUUAAAUUGAUAGCGAAUAGUCCACAUUUCCUGAAAGCGUAGAUUAAACCUAUAUAGCUUUGGUAGCGGUACAAAAUUACAUAUAAAAAAAAGCGCGCGCUUCCAGGAAGCGAACGAGCUGACUGAGCCAGAGGCAUAACCGCGAACCACGCACAAAACGAAGGGAAAUGUGGAAAAUGUGGGUUCGCAUUUUAUUAAACGAUUCAGGAAAUCUGGAUUGAAGACCACACUUUUUGUACGACUACUACUACUACUACUACUACUACUACUGAUGGCCACUACCCGUACUACAACCACUACUACUCACCCUAUGGAUGUCGAACGCACGGUUUCGAAAAUGGAUUCGAAUGAAGGUGCACACUGCAGAAUUAAACACACACAAAAAAGGAAAAGCCAGUGGCAGAAUGGGAGGAAAAGCCCCAAAGCGUAUAAUCGAUUUAUCAGGGCUUUGGAAAC
Molecule: messenger RNA, 14168 nt
Organism: Anopheles merus
Lineage: Eukaryota; Metazoa; Arthropoda; Insecta; Diptera; Culicidae
Exons: 11
Coding region: 1-3762 (1253 amino acids)
Biological process (GO): proteolysis
Molecular function (GO): metallodipeptidase activity
Source: RefSeq, a predicted model, not a curated record